AUGGAUCUUUAGCUCCAGCCUGUGCUAUCCACCUUCCGUUUUCAGAUAGUAUCGCGCCUCGGAAGUGUCAGGGCGGCCGCCGCUUGAUCUGGUGAGACACCGCUGUCAACCACUGGCCAACUACAGGACUCUGAGUCUGCGCACGUGGAGCACUUCAGAUCACGCUUAAGGCUUAGAGCGAUGAGGCAGUAGUCUCUGGAGCUUAAGCCAUCGAGCCCGCGAGUCAGGGAUGUACCGAAAGCGAGACAAGACCAACCUCGCUUAUCAUUGGCAUACCAACCAGUAUGCGCAUCCCAUGCAGAAUAAGGGAAGUGAAUUAUGCAGCACGCAAGCAACAGCCAUCACAAGCCAGAGGCGAAUGAAGCAAUCAAUGAAGUGGGUAAAAGGAGAGAGAGAGAGAGGGAAAAAAAAAGAAAAGAUGCUGCACUGCAACUCUACAUCAUCGAUGGGCCAGAACUGGCAGAUUGCCCCUUUCAUGUGCAUAUGGAUGUCCGUCGGAGAACAAUAACGAUUGAUGAUUUGAGAGCCGCCCUCAACCACUGGAAGCUCACUCGCCAAUGUGUUGUCAGGGUGGGCCUUGAGUCACACUUUAUAGAGAUUUUAUUACGAGAGCGAUACACUCACACGUUGCUCAUGUUGGUUGCAUUGUUGAGACCAUUGCCCUAUACAGUAGGGCAGUCAAGAUGGUUUUCAAGCGAAAUUCUGAGUUUAUUGUGUCCAAGCAGCCAAACGUUGAGCUGGACGACAUUACUCUGCUCCAAGCCUCACAAACCCAUUCAUCGAUGUAGGGGCGGGAACACUACCGCUAGUCUAUGGUCACAGCUUCACCCCCGAUGAGGAAGGGUUGCUUGUUCAAUUGUUGGCCUGGCUAUCAGCGGGCUACCCCAAGGGCGCCUGUGGGUCAGGUAUCAGUACUAAUCAUGGUGGCUAGUCACUCUUAGGAAAGGUCCCGAUCGACGGGCAGUCAUCGCUUGAGUUUAAGGUAGUCGGCCAGCAUCCGAAAC
Molecule: messenger RNA, 1004 nt
Organism: Aspergillus japonicus CBS 114.51
Lineage: Eukaryota; Fungi; Ascomycota; Eurotiomycetes; Eurotiales; Aspergillaceae
Exons: 2
Coding region: 319-837 (172 amino acids)
Source: RefSeq, a predicted model, not a curated record